GAUGCGGAGGGAGGAAAAGAAAGUACAAUGUAUUGUACGUACAGUAAGCCUUCAGGUUCUCAGGGACGCGGCGCGGUUCGGGUCAGUGGGGUUACCGGUUUGGGUAAUCAGAUUUGGGCUCCCCUUCCCUUCUUGGGAGCAAGACUUUGCACCCAUAAAGUCGGCAGCCUCAUCUCGCAUCUAUGAAUACAACUCGUAUCGAAUGGGUCAAUGGCUAAGUUGUACACGAUCACGUGCCCGUCUAUUCUCUGCCGCGUCUCCAGAUCAAUAUUGCAAUUCACAACCUUGUAGCAUGUUGAUGAUAUGCUCAUAGCAUACUCUAGAUCGAAGACUAGCAAUUGCCGCCAUGUCAUAUCAAACCCUGUUCCAGAGUACAUACAACGCGCGUCUUGAACGCGUCUAUACACGAAAAAAGGUCUCCGAUGAGCCCCAACCGUCCAAGCGGAAAAAGGCAUCAUCUUAUGCGAAACUCUUUGAUCGCAUGCCGAUACCAAAACCAAGAAGAAUCCACGAGGUUGUUGACCGGAGUAGUGGUCAGGUGUACCUGGAGUCUUCCAAAGAGCCUUCCUUGGCCUCUUCGAAGGGUGCGUCUUGGGUCCAUGAGACGCCUUUCCUGCCUGAAAGAUGGGGCAAACAAGCCAUUGCGCGUGGUGCACCUUCGUUGAGGCAUGCGGCAACGAGACAAGCUCUGUCGGACCAAAGAAAUCUUCGACCCGAGCUGUUUGCCGCCGUGCCAUGGCGGCUCGCACAGUCUUUGUGGGAUAUACUUGGGCAGUGGUAUGAGACUACAUAUGCCUGGAAACUAUUUGCAACGGCAUAUCCCGAGGAGUUCCGUAAGAUUGCUGCGGACCGUGUCAUGAAGGUCGAGAGUCCCCUCAUGCCAAUGCAGGAUUACCUGAGCCUGGUCAAAAGUGACUCGUUGAACUGGGGAGCGAUCUUGACUCUGGCUGCCACAUAUGCUCGAAUUCCUGACCUCGUAGGCUUGGCCAACAUCCCAAAUCUUAUUGCGCUGGAGAUUGCCACACCACUGCAGUACGAAGGCGUUGAGGACGAGAGCGAUGCGCCUAUGGUUGAUCUCAAUGAUCGAGUUGUGCGGUCGUGGAGCGAGUUGGCACAGAACUCCGCGGGAUUCGCAAACCUGAGGGUCCUGAUGUUGCAAUUUCAGUCCAACAUCUCGUCUGUCGCACUAAGUUACCUCUGUGACUUACCGGCAUUGCAGCUCCUGGUGCUGAAUGGGUGUCGUGCCAUUCCAGCCGGCGCUGCGGCCGGGUUUGAGUUAGAGGGCUGGGCUGUGGUGGAUAUGGGUGAGGUGCCAAAAUCUUUGCAAAGCAUCUACCAGAACACGCUGCAGAUCGAUGGGGCAGAGAAGCCGACCUUCCCGAUUGAUACCCCUACCUUCUCUCUUCAAAUUGGACAGAAAACUCUCAAAAGCUUACGCGCGACCUCGAAACAAAAGCAUCGUGCCGUUAGCUAUAAUCCCAUUUGUCUUCGUCGCAGCAAGAAUUAUGUCGAACCGCCAGUGAAGAAACAAAGAACCACUUCGGAUCAAAGACCCGCAGGCCCAAAACGGGCAGUAAUGAAAGAGCGCAAGCUGAAAGAUCUUGGGGGUCUGCUGCAGGACUUUCUCUAGCUGGAGUGGAUACGCGUGAUGGAUGAUGGAUGAUGUCACUUGCAGGAGACAGGCGCAUGAGAGCUCUCUGGCCCGUACCUGUACGGAUGCAAGCGCGCGGGUGCCUGGUGAUCGUGCAGAUGACCUGCGUGUAUUGUCUUUGACUUCCAAGGCUCCAUCUGCUCGUCGUUCUUCUGUGAGCGUUAUAUCCAUGGAAGUAUUAAUACGGAACGCAUAGGGGUGUUCUGGAUGCCCCAGGCCUCCCUGAGUACAAUGACGCUGGCAUGACCAGUGGGAAGACGCUGAUUGGCUGACAGCCGCCGCCUCUC
Messenger RNA from Aspergillus japonicus CBS 114.51, 1938 nucleotides. RefSeq lists its product as uncharacterized. The record is from RefSeq and is a predicted model, not a curated record. Bases 347 to 1630 code for a protein of 427 amino acids. The transcript has 3 exons. Lineage: Eukaryota; Fungi; Ascomycota; Eurotiomycetes; Eurotiales; Aspergillaceae.